Cadophora gregata is the source of this 318-nucleotide messenger RNA. RefSeq lists its product as uncharacterized. The coding region runs from base 1 to 318 and encodes 105 amino acids. The transcript has 2 exons. The record is from RefSeq and is a predicted model, not a curated record. NCBI's taxonomy places the organism in Eukaryota, Fungi, Ascomycota, Leotiomycetes, Helotiales, Ploettnerulaceae.
AUGCCUUCUCUCAUCGACAACCUCGGCUCCCUCAUCUCCUCAAUCGUAAACGGCAUCACCGCCAUCAUCGGCUCCAUCCUCGCCGUCAUCCAAUCCGUCUUCAACACCAUCUUCGGCAUCAUCGGUUCCGCCCUCUCAGCUGUCGGUACAAUGGUCGCUGGACUGGCGCAGACAUUCGAGGGUCUCCUGAAAUUCUUGUUGAGCAACAUCGUCGUCAUCGGAGCAAUCGUCGGCGCGCUCUUCUUGUACGGUGUCUAUCAGCAACGCAAUGGAAAGGCUAUUUCGCAACGUCCUGCUGGCGCGAAGAAGAUCAACUAG